This is a messenger RNA of Arxiozyma heterogenica, 1035 nucleotides long. It is a transcript of the gene FMP45, whose product is annotated as Fmp45p. Gene Ontology annotation, biological process: septin cytoskeleton organization; cortical actin cytoskeleton organization; fungal-type cell wall organization. Gene Ontology annotation, cellular component: membrane raft; cell cortex; plasma membrane. NCBI's taxonomy places the organism in Eukaryota, Fungi, Ascomycota, Saccharomycetes, Saccharomycetales, Saccharomycetaceae. Bases 1 to 1035 code for a protein of 344 amino acids. The record is from RefSeq and is a predicted model, not a curated record. The transcript has a single exon.
AUGUCAUUUUGGUUUAAUAUUGGCAGUCUCGUUUCUUUACUCUUUUUACUUGGGGCCACGAUUAUGACUUUCUUUUUAAUAUUGUCGGGUGCAAGAAAUACCGGUAUACUGAAAAACUUUUAUUGGAUUGAAGCAAACACAGCUGGCUUUAAUGAUGCUUCAAACAUGACAAGAUGGUUCAAUUACGAAUUCUGUGGUUAUUCAAAUGAUCAAUUGUUCAAUUGUUCCUCAAAGGCACCAGCAAAACCGUUUUCGCCAAAAGACAAUUUUGGGUCCAACCCAUUAAUGCCAACAAGUUUCUUAAAUGAUAGAGAUGCGUACUAUUAUCUGUCACGUGUGGGUUGGGCAAUGUUACUGAUUGCAGUUUUUUGUGAAGUUAUGACCCUAGUCCCACAAAUAAUCAGUGUGUUUAAGCAUAUUAGAAGCUUGUCUAUUUUUGCUACUGUUUUCCAUUGGCUAUCACUAUUUUUCAUUCUUUUGGCUGCAUGUUUGCUUACUGGUUGUUAUGCAAAGGGCAUCAGGGCUUUUCAUUCCAAGAAUAGGCAUGCUAAGCUGGGUGCAAAAUGUUUUGCUUUACUAUGGACCACAGUCUUUCUUCUUCUUUGUACAAGUAUUUGGAUGGCAGUAGCAACGUUUUUAAAAAAUAGGGAAAAGAGAAAAUCCGCUAACUAUUAUGCAACACCAGUUAUUCAUUCACAAGAUAUAAAUGAAUAUGACUAUGCACAUCCAACUGUUCCUGUAACCAAUCAGUCAGCAGAAAUAGUAGGUGGGAAUUAUGAAGUUAGGGAUAUAUCAAAUCAACCUUCACAGCUACCAAGAAAUCCAAAUGUUGUUGCACCUGUAGCAAAACCUAUUCCAUCAGCCUCUAUUGAUAAUAGUACAGCCUCAAACCCAACAACUACGAAACAUAAACUUUUUAAUAAGAUCAAAACAAGAAAGCACAAUAAUAACAACGACAAAACGAAUAUUGAUAAUACUAUUAAUAGACCAGUUUUGCCUACUACUAAAGAAGAAGAUGAAGAAUAUGAAGUAUAA